Messenger RNA from Thalassophryne amazonica, 1260 nucleotides. It is a transcript of the gene mrpl45, whose product is annotated as mitochondrial ribosomal protein L45. The transcript is spliced from 8 exons. Gene Ontology annotation, cellular component: mitochondrion. Lineage: Eukaryota; Metazoa; Chordata; Actinopteri; Batrachoidiformes; Batrachoididae. The record is from RefSeq and is a predicted model, not a curated record. Bases 21 to 968 code for a protein of 315 amino acids.
CCGAAGAAGAAACGUUAACUAUGGCGAUGUUCGUGAGAAGGGCGGCGGAGGUUUUUAAUCGAGCCGUUUGCAGCAAUUUGAAGAACACUGAAGUGUCUCUGGAUGUGUGUCAGCCCCGCCCCCUUUUACUGCCAGUCCGCACCAAGAAGAGGGCCUUUAUUCCUCAUUCAUUGAAACCAAAAGGGAAGGUUGAAGGAGACUUGGAAGUCAGAGCCCGAGCAGCAGGCAAAGUGUUCCAGCAGGAGUACAUGGAGAGGCCCAUCAACAUCUCCUGCACUGCGGGAAUCUUUGAGGCCUACGUUCCUCCGGAGGGCGACGCUCGUCUGUCCACGCUGUCCAAAGAGGGGCUGAAGCAGCGCAUGGUGCAGAUGCAACAAACCGCUGCCUCACAGUUGGCGAUUCGUAAGAUUAAACAGUACGAUCCUCUCUUCAAGACAAAGGAGUUUGCACAUCAAGCUCAAGAAAUGUUUAUCGAGGCUCACAACGCUCUGUCACAGUUCAACAAAGAGAAGCUUCACUCGUUACUGACAGAGCGAUGUUACCCUGAGAUGACGAGGGGGACUCGCUACAAGACCAUCCGCUGGACCUUUGUGGAGUCCCUGGAGCCGCCCCAGGUGGUCCACGCCCGCUGUCCUGACAUCCUCUCCAAAGACAACCUGUACGGCCAGGUCACGGUCCGCAUGCACUCCAGACAGACUCUGGCCAUUUACGAUCGCUUCGGGAGGCUGAUGGUGGGGAGCGAGGAGCAGCCAAAGGACGUUUUAGAGUAUCUGGUUAUGGAACGCCACCUCAUCAACCCCUACGGCUGCUGGAGGUUACAUGGAAAAAUAGUCCCGUCCUGGGCCCCGCCCAAGGAUCCCAUCAUUAAGACUGUUAUGAUUCCUGGUCAGGAUCUGCAGCCAGGAGAAGAAUUUGAGGCCAUCAACUAUGAAGUUCCCAAACCAAAGGCAGUGCAGUGGCAUAAAUAGGCCACUAGGUGGCCGGUCUGAUUUAAAACCACCAAUUAGGGGCCAGCAGGGGCUUUGUGUGAAUUCUUUUCUGUGUGGGAAAAAUUCCUGCAAUCAGCAGGUGACUUUGGAAAAAACCUUUAGCCAGCGGAGCCACUUGUUUCCCUGCAGUCCGACAUCCGGGGUCACGUGACUGGAGUCACUUUUCACAUCGAGAUAAAUGUAAAGGAAAAAACUUGAUGCAUUUCCAAAAAUCUUUUUGUUUAUUUCUGUGACAAAUACACUGUCUCUUCUCCUGAGUAAAUAUAAAAAA